Messenger RNA from Eimeria tenella, 7782 nucleotides. RefSeq names its product Chromosome III, complete sequence, related. Lineage: Eukaryota; Apicomplexa; Conoidasida; Eucoccidiorida; Eimeriidae. The coding region runs from base 1 to 7782 and encodes 2593 amino acids. Gene Ontology annotation, biological process: regulation of transcription by RNA polymerase II. Gene Ontology annotation, molecular function: nucleic acid binding; protein binding. Gene Ontology annotation, cellular component: nucleus. The transcript is spliced from 13 exons. The record is from RefSeq and is a predicted model, not a curated record.
AUGGGUGCAGCAGCAGGGCACUGCUCUGGGAUUUCGCCCGCCAGCUCUGCGGGGCUUCUGGCGGGCUGGGGGGACCCCCAGGGCUCCCCCUGGUCUUCUGGGGCGAGGGGGGCCCCCGGGGCCCCCGGGGCCCCAGGGGCUGCGGCGCAGCGGGGGGCCCCUGACCUGCUGCUGCUGCUGCUGAGCGGGUACCGCGCUGUGGUGCUGGUCUACGAGGAAGCAGUGGGGGCCCUGCGCACUGUGAGCAUGCACAGCUUUGCAGAUCUAGGGCCCAAGGCCUCUGCUGUGAAUGCCUUUCUUGGGGGGCCCCCCCACCUCAAGUUGGUGGAGGAGGGGCCCCUCUCAGCCAUGAAGGGGGGCGCGUGGGGCCCCGAGGGGGCCCUCACAGUACCCGCGGGUCAGUACCCUGUUUCGGUGCUGCGCGCCUUCUGCAGGGCCCUCGUCAUUGACCUGCAGCCGUACGGCCUGGGGGCCCCCCUGGGGGCCUCCAGGGGCUCCUCCGUAGGGGGCCCCUUAGGGGGGCCCCUACGGGGGCCCCUUGGGGGUCACUUGGGGGGGCCCCUGGCGGGGCCCCUGGGGGGCCCCCAUGAAGGGCCCCCCGCCAAGGGGUUCCUUGCGCUGAUGAGCGUUGACUUGCUGCACGUUGUUUGUCUUCAUUUUGUUGUCAACGCAGAGGGGCCCCAGGCGGUGCCGGCACCUGCAGCAGCAGCAGCUGCUGCUGCUGCUGCCGCUGCUGCUGCAGCGCAGGGGGACAGUGCUGCUGCUGGGGCCCACAUGUCUCCCUCUGCAGCCCACCAUGGGGCCCCCAACAGCUUGCUGCUGUCGCCCGCAGGAACCACUCCCUUGCAGGCUGCGUUUGCUGCAGCAACAGCAGCAGCAGGCGGAGGACUCAACAGGGCACAGCAGGGUACUCCGUGGAGCCCGGAGGGCCCCUGGGGCCCCUCGGGGGGUCCCCCAGGGGCCCCCCCGGGAGGCCCUGCAGGGGGCUCCCCAGGGCAGGACACGGGCCUCUUAGGAGCUGCUGGGGCUGGCGCGCUGAGCAGCGUGCCCCCAGUUGCGUUUUUUGCUGCUGCGGUGCAGCGUCAGCAGCAGCAGCAGCAGCAGCAGCAGGCAGCAGAGGAGCUGCAAAGCCUGGGCGAGGGAGGGGGGCCCCCGGGGCCCCCGGAAGGGGGUCCUGGGGGGGGCCCCUCUGCACUGUGGGGUUCCCACAGCCUGUUGGGGGGGGGCCUCGCUGUGUCUUCAUGUUUCUUUUUAUCUCUUGUAGACGAUUUGCCUCUUCCUGAGAAGACAGCAGCAGCAGUAGCUGCUGCUGCUGCUGCUCCUGGAGCCUCUUUUGGCGCGGGGGAGUCGGCGGCGGCGGCGGCGGCAGCAGCAGCAGCAGCCACUGCAGCAGGAGCAGCAGGCCUCCCCUACCUGCUGCACGACAUGGUGGCUGUCUCCUCGCUGCUGCUGCCUGCUGCUGCUCUUCUUGUCUCUCAGGGGCCUCGAGAAAUUGGUUUAAUUCCAUUUGUGGGGUCUCCUGGAGCUGGGGAAGUCUCCGCGCUGCUGCUGUCUAUAAACCCUGAGGAGCGCGACAUACAAGUCGUCGCUAAGAUUCCGCAUUUGCUGGUGGACACGUUCAACCUGCUGCGGGUCCCCGCUGUGCCCCACGGGGUCUUGUGUCUGUCUCCUGACACUGUCUCCUUUUUUUCGUUUGGGGGAGGGCGUUGUGGCGGGGGGAGCCAGCGGCUGCUGGAGGAGCAGCAGGGCAGCAGCAGCAGCAGCAGCAGCAGGGUCGCAGGCAUCACCCACGUGCUGCACCCCGCGGGCCUCGUGCGCAAGGACCUGCAGCAGCUUCCCGCUGCUGUGUUCGACCAGAGCCGUCUCCGACUCCGCCUCGAGGAAGGUGCUGCUGCUUUCAUCAGCAGCAAAUGUCUCUUGCUGCUGUCAGCAGACAACAGGCCCGCGCUGGCCCACCUAGAACUGCAGCUGAUUCCACUAGGCAAGCAGCAGCACCAGCAGCGGCAGCUGCACCUGCAGCAGCAGCAGCAGCAGCAGCAGGUGCAGAGCCAGGUGCGGCUGGCUGCACGGGGAGCUGCUGCUGAGGAGACAGGGAAGCAGCAAAAGGCGUGUGUCUCCCUGCAGGUUGUUGCUGCUGGCCUUGGGGUCUCCGAUAUCAUUUGGACUGCACUUGAGGUCUGUGCCCCCAAGGGGGGCCCCCCCCUCGAGAUGCAGGGGGCCCCCGCAUUCGAGCUGCCGGGGCAGCUGCUGCUGCCGCGCUCGGACUCGGUUGCCGUGUGGCCUUCGCCAGUAGCAGAGACUCAGGCCGCGGAAAAAGAGGCAGAAAGCUCACUCUUCAGCAGCAGCAGCAGCAGCAGGCGGUACUUGGUGGCCUUCGGUGGAAGGGCCCGGGAGGGUACAGGAGUGUGCGUGGCUGCAGCAGAGCCGCAGCUGGUGGGGCCCCCCAGGAGGCCCUGGGGGGCGCCCCCGGGGGCCUCCCGGGACCUUCAGGGUUGCGGGUCAAGUCUUUUUGCCGACUCGGAAACAGCAAGAGGGGUCUCGUCGCUGGAAGUUUGCUGCAGCAGGGUGCCGGAGCUGCAGCAGGGCCCCGGCUGCGAGCAGCAGCAGCAGCAGCAGCAGCGGCAGCAGCAGGAGCUCUUCACCACUGACGGCAAACAACUCAUUGAGAUCUUCCCUGAUGGCUCAGUUGACCUUGCUUACCAAAGGGCCCCCAUCUUGAGGUAUGGGGAGCUGCAGCAAGAAGAUGAGGGGCCCCUGCCAGAGUCUUCGCCGCUCGGUUAUCUGCAGUGGCUGCGGCAGCAGGCCACUGCAGCAGCAGCAGCGGCAGCAGCAUCGGCCCCGCCUGCUGCUGCUGCUACAGAGGCGGAGACAGCAGCGAAAGCAGCAGCAGAGUCCGCGCCGCAGGGUUUCCCGCAGUCGAUUGCUGCUGCUGCCGCUGCCCUGAACAGCAGCAGCAGCGCCUUCAGCUGCGGCAGCAGCACCAGCUGCAGCAGCACUGACCUCGACGCAGAGUACCCUGUGGGCGACAACCUGGGCCUCGUGGGGGCCCCCGGGGGGCCCCUGCUGCUGCCCUCUUUUCGCCUGACAGUUUCUGACUGGCUGAGGCCUCAAGGCUUUGCUGCAGCUCGCUGCGUGACUUACCUGCCGCUGCCCCCCCUGGAGUCUUCUGCGACGAUUUCCGCUGGCCACCCUCAGCAGCAGCUGCAACAGCAGCUACUGCUGCAGCAGCAGCAGCAAGACCUAGAGGCCUUCUGCAGCACAUCAGGAAGCAGCCGCUUCCUUACUGCUGGAGGCCUUUGGCCCCACGGCGCCUUGACGGCCCUCCAGCGAGCUGUGCCCUGCCGCAAUCUUGCUGCUGCCACUAGCCUAGAAGGGCAGCCUAGAAUUGUGUGGGCCCUGCAGCAGCAGAAGCAGCAGCAGCAGCAGAAGCAGCAGAAGCCGCAGCAGCAGUUGCUGCUGGUGAGCAGCGACCCGCGCAUGGGACUGGGAGAAACCCGUUUGCUGUCUGUCCGUGGGGAGAAGCUUGUCGACAUCACUGUAGCAGCAGCAGCUGCAGCAGAGAGCAGCAGAAAAGACAUUCCCGGUGCUGCCUUUUCUCUAGAUGGCCCCACGCUAUUUGCUGCGUCGCUGCUGGGGGGCCUCGUGCUGCUGCAGCUGACAGCAGAAGAGCUGCGGGUAACGGGGCCUUUGGGGGCAGCCGCUUUGUGCCUCCCAGUCGACAUGACGGAGCCGCCUCAGCAGCAGCAGCAGCAUCGACUGCAGCAGAAGCAGGCUUCGCAGCAGCAGCAGCAGCAGCGGCAGCUGCACGAUGAGAGCCAGCUAGAAAUGCAACAGGACGAGGCGCAGCAACAGCAAGAAGAGGAGGUGCGUCACCUGCAAGAGGAAGAGAUCCAGCAAGAACGCCAGAAACAGCACAGCGGCAGCAGCAGCAGCAGCCCAGCAGCAGCAGGAGAUGCGCUGGCCUCAGCGGAGGCAGAAAGAGACUUGUAUGCGCCCAUGGAGGUGGAUGCAGACGGGGGCAUUGAGCGGACCUCAGCUCAGCUGCCCCACGCAGCAGCAGCAGCAGCAGAAGCAGGAAGCAUGUCUCCCUUCCUUGACACAGGCUGGGCAGCAGCAGCAGCAGUUGGUGGCGGAGUUGCUGCUGCAGUCAGAGGCAGUGCGGCAGGCGACUGGGUCUGCGCCGUCCUCGACGACUUCCGCCUGCGCCUGUGGCACAUUGACCUUGCUGCAGCAGCAGCAGCAGCAGCAGUAACAGGCAGUGAGGCUCUUGGCGAGGGGGACCCGCACUUGCUGCAGCAGCAACAGCAACUGCUGCUUCAGGAAGUGCCUCCUGAGGCAAUGCCGUGUUGCAUGCGCGGGCAGGUGAAAAGUGCACAGCUGUACCUACACCCUAGAAGCACUCCCCUCUCUGCUGCUGCUGCAGCAGCAGCAGCAGAGGUCUUGUGCUGCCUCGUGACACUUGAGGGACCCGAGAAGGCCCAGACACUGCACGUGGUGUCUGUACACCGCAUGCAGUGUCUCUUCAGCUCAGUCGACCUCCGCCUCGUCUCGCCGCUGCUGCGCAACUGCGGGUCCUGCGCGCAGCUGCAGCUGCAGCAGUUGCUGCUGCAGCAACAUUCAGUGCAGCAGCAAGAGGCAGCAGCACUAGGCGGAGCUCCAGAAAGCACCAGCAGCAGCAGCAGCAGCAAGAGCGCAGAUGGUCGGCUGCGCGAGGACAUCUUACAGUCGCCAGGAGCUCAUGGAGAGACAGCAGAGGGACCUCCACAAAAGCAAGCAGCAGCAGCAGCAGCUGCAGCAGCUGCUGGGGCAGCAGCAGCAGCAGCAGCAGCAACACUUGCUGAGGAGGGCAGUUUGGAUGCCAGGCGUUCCGUGACCUGCAUAGCUGCGGACCCGUUGCCUCUGACUCGGCCGGCAGAGGGCGGCAUCUCUGCUGCUGCUGAUGCUGCUGCUUCAGCAGCAGAUCUUGAGGCAGCAGAAGAAGCUGCAGCACCAGGUGCUGCUGCUGGGGAGCUACAGGAAGAGGUCUUGAGCGCCGAGCUGCUGCUGCUAGACCCCACAAGUGACGAGGGCCCCACACUAGUGGUGUUCCUGACGGGGCGGCCUCCACUGAUCUACCGCGGGUUUGCUGCUGCCUCUGCCGCAGCUGCUGCUGCAGCCGUUGCUGCAGCAGGUGCUGCUGACGCGGCUGCAGCAGAUGCUGCUGACGCGGCUGCAGCAGCUGCCGCUGCUGCUGGAGAGUCGCUGCAGCUACUCAGCAGCGCCUCCUUUCCAACGGCCUUCCGGCUGCAGCUGCAUACAUGCACUGAGUGCAUCCCUUCUCUGCAGAAGCUCCCAGCAGCAGCAGCAAAAGCAGCAGCAGCCGCAACAGCAGCUGCUGCUGAACCCUCGGUGCAGUUUGCUGUUUCCUCGGGCUACGCCACAGCCCCGCAGCAAGUGCAGCAGUGGGGUGGCGGGGUUAGCCUGGUGGUGCCGCCGUUGCCGCUGUCGGGCCAGCAGGAGCAACAGCAGCAGCUGCUGCUGCAGCAGCUGCAGCAGCUGCCGGUGCUGUGGCUCUGCAGCAGCCGCAACCAGCUGUACGUACACCCCAACGAGCGCAGAGACACCCUCAGCGCCGCCAGCUUCACCUGGGCCGGGGGCCCCCCAGGGUCUUUUGCGUUUCUGCAUGAGGGGGGCCCCACUUUGUGUCUGUCGGACAUUGCUGCUCCUUUUGACAAGUUUCGCUGCUCCCCGGAGCCAGCUGCAGCAGCCGCAGCCGCAGCAGCAGCAGCAGCAGCAGCAGCUGAGGAGGUUCCUAGUACCCUGGGGCCCUUCAGGCUCGAUGGGCCCCUCCCCUCUUCCUCUUUCUUGCUGGGAGCCUCUGUGACCCAUGUGGCUGUCUCUUCUGGCUCCGACUACGUGCUGCCGCUGCAGUACAGGAGAGACGCAGCAGCAGCAGCAGCAGCGUCAGGGGGAGCCGCCUCCGCAGCAGCAGCAGCAGCAGCAGGCGCGCCUGUGGGGCGCCUCGUCGCGGUGUCUCUACACCACCCCACAGAAGAGACAGAACAAAUCAAAGCUGUUCUUGAGACUCGGAACGCCUUGCAGCGGGCGCACUUGGCGCUGCUGGGCCGUUCUGGGGAAGCAGCAGCAGCAGCAGCGGGAGCGGCCGCUGCAGCAGGCGGCGGCGAGCUGCAGCACGAGGAGGGAUGGGGGGGCCCCCAAGGUGGGGGCACCCUGCCCGUGGCCGGGGGGCCCCCUGAUGGCCGCGUCCACCCAAACCCUUAUUUAGCUGCUUGCGUGGAUGGCCGGGUGGAGGUGGAGGGAGAAGAAGGCAAGCAGUUCGAGCUGCUGCUGCUGCACCAGGACAACUUGCAGGCCCCCCUGGGUUCGUUCUUGCUGGGCCCCUGCGAGGAGGUGACUUCGCUGCAGUUUGUGCUGCUGGACGCCGUAGAGUUUUUGGCCGUGGGAGUGGCGCAGCCGCUGGGGGAAGGAGUUGCUGCUGGGGGUCGUUUGCUGCUGCUGCGGCUGCCCCCGCUGCUGCCAUACGGGCACGCAGCAGCAGUAGCAGCAGCAGCAGCAGCGGGAAACCAGCGGCAGGAGGAGGAGGGUUUGGGUCUUUUUUCCAGUUUUGUUUUCGAAGGUCCUGUUUGCUGCCUCGGCUCUUUUGCCCCUUCUUCAGCAGAAAGACACUAUUUGCUGCACUCCGUCGGCCGCCGCCUCUUCAUCCACGAAAUGGACGGAGACCUUUUGGCCCGCGGGGCCUUUGCAGAUGUCGGCGUCUCCCUUUCGGCUGUUUCCUCUUUGAAAAAUUUUCUUGUUGCAGGAGACCUAUUCAAAGGAGUUUCUUUGCUCGCCUGGCGCUUCGACUCUGCAUCGGACUCGAGGCGUCUGGAGCUCGUCAGCCGCACUGUGGCUCACUGGCUGCUGUCGGUGACUGCAUGCGACGCGGUUUCCUUAGAAGACAGAAUCUGUGUUGUUGCUGCUGACCCCUGGGGCAACUUUCGCCUCUUCGCCAUUAAUGACUCCAAGGAAUCCUCGCCGCCCAUGCUCCAGCAGCUUCAGGUGCUGCGCUGCGACUCGGAGUCCAUGGAAGCUGACUCCCCAGUUGUGGCCUUCAAGCAGACGCAGACCGAGCUAGGAGACGUUGCAUGCGCUGCGUGGACUGCUGAGGGGGGCAUUCUAUCAUUUCGGCUGGUUGAUAACUCCUUUUCAGAUUUGCUGCUGGAGCUACAGGCCUGGCUAGAGACAUCUUUGCCCUCAGAGUGCGGCUUGGGCCCCACAGCAGCAAGAGUCCCUGCGGGGACUCCCUCUGUGCACUUGAAUUUAUGGAUAGCGCAGCAGCAGCAGCAGCUGCAGCAGCAGCUGCAGCAGCUGCUGCAACAGCAGCCGCUGCAGCAGCUCCGCGCGCAGGACCAGGGCAGAAGCCCUUCCGCCGCAUCGGCAGCAUCGACCGCAGCAGCAGAAGCAGGAGCUGCCGCUGCUGCUGCAGCAGACGCAGGGCUGCUGCUGCAGCAGCUGGAACUCAAGGCGCAUGCUGCUCUCCGCUCGCGGCUACCGCUCUUCGCUCCUUUGCUGCGCUGCUUCUGCUUUUUAUCUGUCCCCGUGCAGCAGCAGCUGACAGCAGCAGCACCUCCUUCGCUGCUGGCGCUGCUGCAGCACCGCUUCGGAGCCCCAGGGGGGGGCCCCCAGGGUCCUGAGGGGCCCCCCGGGGCCCCUGGGGCCGCCUUUUCUUGGGCGGCGCUGCGCGGGGCCCUAGCGGGGGGCCCCCUGAGGGGCCUCGACUUGCCUUCUGUACCCUUCAACUAG